UUGUUUUUCAAACAGCCCAUACAAAGCAAGUGCAAAGUGAAAAUAGUGAAACGUAAAAUAUAUUGUAAAUAAAGCUUACAUUUAUAAAACAACAAAAAAUGUUGUUAAAGACAUUAAAAAUAAAUUUCUUAAUACUACUAACUUUCGGUGUGGUUAAUUCGCAUGGCCAACGUGGCUUUAUACGGGGUUUUGAGCAGAAUUUUUGUCGCACGCCUUUGGAUGAAAUGGGCUCUUGUGUUUCGUUGAAAUUUUGUCCCGAAAUUUUAACUUUGUUUUCAAAAUUACCUCAAAAUUCAGCCAAACAAUAUUCCAUGAAUUUGCAGAGAAUAUGUGGCAAUCGUAUAACUCCCGAUCAAUAUCCAGUGGUUUGCUGUACAGUGGUAUCAAGAAUAGAUACUUCACAGCCAACGACUAGUACCACCACAACAACGACAACUACUUCCACGGAAGGGCCUUUGGAAACUGUUACCUCUAAUAGAAAUUUAAAUACUCAGGAAUCUAGCUGCUUUACAAAAGACUUUAAAACCGGUACUUGUAAACCUUUACAAAACUGCCCCGUACUAUAUGAUGAACUCAAAAGAGAUCCCAGCAAUGAACAAAUUAAAGCGAACUUAAGAACUUCGCAUACAGCAUGUGGAGGUCAAAGCACCAUUAUUUGUUGUCCUCCCGAAGGAAAUUCGGUACCAAUUGCAGAUGCAAGCGAUAAGCCAAUACAUCAGCUGACCAGUGAGGAUGAAGGUUGUGGACUGGUUAAUGUCACAUUGCCAAAAAUAGUAGGUGGCGAAGAGAGUCAGAUAGGCGCUUGGCCCUGGAUGGCUUUAAUUGGUUAUGAUCCCUAUAGUGUGAGGCCAUUUCGUUGUGGUGGCUCAUUGGUAUCAGCCAGGCAUGUGGUUACAGCGGCACAUUGUAUACGGCAUGAUUUGUCGUUUGUUAGAUUGGGCGAGUUUGAUUUAUCUAUUGAAUCGGAAACGAGGCACGUGGAUGUCAAUGUUAUCAAACAUGCAAAACAUCCUCAAUAUGGUAAAAAUCGACGUUCAGAUCUGGCCAUAUUAUUAUUGGAACACAAUGUACAAUUUACAGAAGUAAUUGCUCCCAUUUGUAUGCCCAAUUCGCCACAAUUGCGUGUCAGAUCUUAUGUAGACUCAUUGCCGUAUGUGGCUGGCUGGGGUUAUACCAUGCAGGGUGGUAAUCCCUCACAUGUGUUGAAACAGGCCCAACUGCCCAUACAAAGUAACGAUGUUUGUCGUCGCAUUUAUGGAAAUCUAUUGCCCAGCAUACCGCCCGAAGAUUAUGAUGAUUCGAUCUUUUGUGUGGGCUAUACGAUAGGGGGCACUGAUACGUGUCAAGGUGAUUCAGGAGGUCCUCUUAUGAUACCGGAACUUUAUAAAGGCAUUACACGUUACUAUUUAAUUGGAGUGGUAUCGUAUGGUCAUGGCUGUGGCAAAGUUCCGGGAAUUUAUAUAAAUACCCAAAAGAAAAUGGAUUGGAUUUUACAGCAAAUACAAGAAAUGUAAUUAUAAGCAAAAAAUCUCAGAAAUAUAAUUGUUCAGUUGACAAUUAAAGUUGUUAUAUUUGUAAGAAUUAGUGGAACCUAAACUAUGCUUAAAUUGUUCUAAGAUCACACAAUAUACGACUCAUGCAAUCAUAGUUGUGAAUUGAACUAUUUUAUAUUUAAUAACUUAUAUUGCAAAUCACUUCACUUACACACAAAUUUCAUACAAUGUGUAUUUUUAAUAUUAAUAAUUUGUUUUCAAAUUGUAUUGACGUAAAGUGAAGGUAACUUUUUUUAAUAAUCCCAUUAAGAGGCUUUUUCGAAAAAUUAUAUUUUAUUUAUAAAAACUUACUAAGUCAACUAUUUAAAUAAUUAUUAAUAAUUUGUAUGUAAAUAAUAGUUAUUUGUAAAUAUAAACAAAUUUUUAUACCAGUUUUAUUUUUAUACCUCAAGUUGUA
Messenger RNA from Calliphora vicina (urban bluebottle blowfly), 1950 nucleotides. Its product is annotated as venom serine protease Bi-VSP-like. NCBI's taxonomy places the organism in Eukaryota, Metazoa, Arthropoda, Insecta, Diptera, Calliphoridae. The transcript has 7 exons. The record is from RefSeq and is a predicted model, not a curated record. Gene Ontology annotation, biological process: proteolysis. Bases 99 to 1514 code for a protein of 471 amino acids. Gene Ontology annotation, molecular function: serine-type endopeptidase activity.